AUGCUCUCACGUGUUGCUGCAGUGAAGGCACCCCGCACACACAACCGUCGCCGCGUGACCGGAUCCAGCGGCAGGAGGAGGGAAGGGAGAGAGAGUGAGCCGCCGAGGCCCAACAUGUCUCGGCGUGUGUUUACUUCUGCGGCGCUCUUCCUCGUCGUGAUGGUGUGCUGCAGCAGUGCGGCAGCGUCUGAUUCGGAACUUUCAAAGGGCAAAUUGUUUGUUUGGAGAGAUACGACAGGUGAGGGAACGGUGAUUUUGCUUCUUUCUCCAAGUCUUGUUGAGAUGAAUGGUGAUGUGUUUGCCGUUGCCGGGUCGCUGUCCACGAAGAAAGAUGUGGAUGAAAAUCAAGAGAAUGUUGCUGGGGUUGCCUCGGAGCUCCUGACGUGGGCUGAUAAACAAACAAGCAAGGAGUUGGAUAAAACUAAACUGAAGACACAAGUACUGGAGGAAUGUUCUUCUGGAAAAGCGGAAUGCCCCGACCAAGCAGUGGAUCGGUCUGGCACCAAAAGCCGCACGGAAGUACGUCUGGGUAAACCAACAACAGUUGUGAAGGGAAGUGAUAUUUACAUGCUUGCUGGAAUGUACGAAAGUGCAGUUACCAUUGCUGCUGGGGAGGACAUAACAGGUGAAGUGGGGCUUUUGCUGGCGAGAGGGAACGUCAGUGUUGAUGAUGGGGACCGUAACAAAAGAAUUUAUUGGACUGAUGUUGACGCUCUCCCGAUCACUUCUAAUACCGAACAAUAUGGAUAUGUGACAGUACUGCUUGGGAGCGGUGGAUCGGGCGUUAAGAUGAAGGACGGUACGCUUGUGUUCCCUAUGGAAGGCAAGGUGUAUAGGACGGAGAAGGCGAAUGGCAAAGAUGCAGCUGGGAUGGGAUACACUGUCUCACUGUUCAUAUACUUUCCGGAUAAUAAGAGUUGGAAGCUGUCGAAGGGGAUGUCAGCCGAUGGCUGCAGUGCUCCCUCCGUCGUGGAGUGGGAGAAGGACAAAUUCAUGAUGAUGACUGCGUGUGAUGAUGGCCGCCGCAGGGUGUACGAGUCCGGUGACAAGGGGGAUUCGUGGACGGAGGCACUCGGGACACUCUCGCGCGUGUGGGGCAAAAAACGGGAUAAAAACGUGAAACUCGUUAGAAGCGGGUUCAUUACAGCGACGAUUGAGAACAGGGAUGUGAUGCUCGUGACUCUGCCGGUGUAUACCAAGGAGAAAGAUAAAGAAAAUGUGGAAAAGGGCGUACUCCAUCUUUGGCUGACGGACAACACGCACAUUGUUGAUAUUGGGCCGGUAUCUGGGGAAGAGGAGGAUGCUGCCGUCAGCUCCCUGUUGUACAAAGUCGGUAAUAAUAAUCAGGAAGGGUUGAUUGCACUGUACGAGAAGAAGAAAGAAGUUAAUAAUAAAAAAUCACACGAUAUGGUCUCUGUGCGCCUGACUGAGCAGCUGCAGCGGGUGAAGGAGGUGCUGGCGACGUGGAAGAAAGUGGACGAACGUGUCUCCCAGCUGUGCAUCAAUCCAAGUGCUGCGCAGGAUCUUUCAACUGACACUGCCUGCAGCGCUGAUAAGAUCGCGGAUGGGCUGGUUGGCUUUUUGUCCGGCAACUUCUCUGGGAACACAUGGAGGGACGAGUACCUCGGGGUGGACGCCACGGUAAUGAGCGGUGCAGCAGCGGCAACAGAGACUUCGGAUAACGGCGUGAAGUUCCGGGGAGCGUGGGCGGAGUGGCCUGUUGGCAGUCAGGGGGAGAAUCAGCUGUACCACUUUGCGAACUACAAGUUCACUCUUGUGGCGACGGUGUCCAUCGACGGUGAGCCGAAGGAGGGUCCCAUUCCAGUGAUGGGUGUGCGUGCGGGCAGUAACGGAGAAAACAAACUUAUGGAGUUGUCUUACAACAAAGAGAAGAAGUGGCAGGUGCUGUGCGAUGGCGAAGCGAACGAGGAGCAUAGCAGCGUUUUGGGGGCAGAGAAAACUCAACACGUGGUAAUUUUGCUGCUGAACGGCAACCAUGGCUCCGCGUACGUCGAUGGUCAGCGUGUGGGGAAUGAACCGUGUACAUUGGGAAAUACGGAUUCGAAAGAGAUCUCCCACUUCUACAUUGGAGGGGAUGGAGUGAGCACAGACAGCAAAGAAGGCGUGUCUGUGACGGUGACGAACGUCCUGCUGUACAACCGCCCCUUGAAUGACGCGGACAUUGCUGCGCUCAACACAAACAAAAUUUCCAUUCCAAAGACAAUGGCAGGGGAUACUUCUUCAUCUGCGGUGUCUCGCCCGAAUCUUCCUGCUGAACAUUUGGCGGCAGGAGCAAAGGGUCGAGGUACCGCUCGUCCCGGUAGAGCACAUGGUGAUGAUGGCACUGAUUGCGGAAGCGGACUGCUGCCAUCGCUGCUCCUUCUGUUGGGACUGUGGGGGUUUGCGGCUCUGUGA
Messenger RNA from Trypanosoma cruzi, 2415 nucleotides. RefSeq names its product trans-sialidase, putative. The record is from RefSeq and is a predicted model, not a curated record. Bases 1 to 2415 code for a protein of 804 amino acids. Gene Ontology annotation, molecular function: exo-alpha-sialidase activity. The transcript has a single exon. NCBI's taxonomy places the organism in Eukaryota, Euglenozoa, Kinetoplastea, Trypanosomatida, Trypanosomatidae.